Rosa rugosa (rugosa rose) is the source of this 1818-nucleotide messenger RNA. Its product is annotated as GDSL esterase/lipase At2g42990-like. The transcript is spliced from 3 exons. Gene Ontology annotation, molecular function: hydrolase activity, acting on ester bonds. The record is from RefSeq and is a predicted model, not a curated record. NCBI's taxonomy places the organism in Eukaryota, Viridiplantae, Streptophyta, Magnoliopsida, Rosales, Rosaceae. Bases 338 to 1387 code for a protein of 349 amino acids.
AUUGGUACUUCAACGGCCAUCAUUCACUUUUUACUCCCGUCUUUUUUCAUCAAAAGCGUAUGAUUGCAGAAAUCCAGGCAUUCACUGAAUUUACUACUGCGGAAUCAUUAUGUUGUCCGUUUUCCUUAAACCCUAUACCCCGUAAUGCCAGUCAGUACCUACUAGCUUGGUGCUGCAAUUAAGAGCAGAACUGCCCACCAAACUUUCUCAUUGAUUUCCCAAAUUUUCAAUUCUUCCAUGAAAUGAAUACAUAAACUAAAAGUUAAGUUUCCUUUCUUACUCAGAAAACCGUUAUUGGAUUACAUUCUAUUUCCGGUCAAGAGUGAGACACAGCAAAAUGGCAAACUUGUUGAUUCCUUGGCUAUUUUUAGUUCAAACACUAACAGUUGUUGCCAAAUCCAGAGCUAAAGUUCCAGCAGUCAUAGUGUUUGGAGAUUCCUCCGUUGAUUCAGGUAACAACAACUUCAUUCCAACAAUUGCCAGGAGCAACUUUCCACCUUAUGGUCAAGAUUUUCCGGGAGGCCAAGCCACCGGGCGGUUCUGCAACGGCCGAAUUCCUCCUGACUUGAUCUCCGAAGCUCUAGGCCUCAAGCCAACCAUACCUGCAUACUUGGAUCCAAUGUAUAGCAUCUCAGAUUUUGCUGUAGGAGUUUGCUUUGCUUCUGCAGGGACUGGCUAUGAUAAUGCCACUUCUGAAGUUGCUGAUGUGAUUCCAUUGUGGAAGGAAGUGGAGUAUUACAAGGAGUACCAGCAGAAAUUAAAAGCCUACCUUGGAGAUAGGAAGGCAAAGAAAAUACUAAGUGAGGCUUUGUAUUUGAUUAGCUUAGGAACAAAUGACUUCAUGGAAAACUAUUAUACACUCCCAAACCGACGAUUGCAGUUUACCGUGAAGCAAUAUCAGGAUUUUAUUAUAGGACUUGCUGCCGAUUUUGUGAAGACAAUAUAUUCUUUAGGGGCAAGGAAGAUGUCCCUGACAGGGGUUCCUCCAAUGGGGUGUUUGCCACUGGAAAGAGCAACAAAUAUUAUGGAAGACCAUGCUUGUAUGGAGGAAUACAACAACGUCGGUUUGGAAUUUAAUGGCAAGUUAAAGGGUUUGGUGGCAAAGCUGAACAGGGAGCUUCCUGGUCUUGAUGUGGUAUUUGCAGAUGCAUAUAACCUCUUGUUGCAAGUCAUAAAAAGGCCUUCUGUUUAUGGAUUUGAGGAAUCAAGAACUGGGUGCUGCGGCACUGGGAGGUUUGAGAUGAGUUUCCUAUGUGAUCCGCAUAGUCCAUUUACAUGCCAAGAUGCAGAUAAGUAUGUGUUUUGGGAUGCCUUUCAUCCUUCAGAGAAAACCAAUCGAAUGAUCACAGAUCAUCUACUCAAAACUUCUUUAGCAAAGUUUCUUUGAUCCUGUUUCUAAAGUGUAAUGUGCGACAUUAUGUUACUAUUCUGGGACCAUCUCCCAUAGUAAUUGAAUUUUCAUUCCACAGACUCAAGAUUUCACUAGAGGAAGUUAAUAUAUGGACUUUUAUUCAUCUUUGAAAUAUUUUACAUACAUGACCAGAAUGGGCACCCAGUUCAUCAAUAAUAUACUUCAUAGAGUACAAUGCAGGUCAUUGUACAUAAUUCAAUAGGUACCAACCAUGAAGCUUGUCAUACACGACAGGGCACUUGCUUAUACACCAACCUUAAAGACUAAUGAGUACAAGUUACAACCAACCUGGCUUCAGCAACUACCUUAUUUAUACAGCACCAUGGACAAACCUGAAAUCACGCAGCUGCCGGCUCUGCAAUUUGCCUGGCUUCAAGUGUCUUCUCGUAUUCUUCAAUGGACUUGAA